CUUCAAAACCUCAAUGGAUCACCUCCAUUAGAGAAGCUUCAGUUAAACCCCAGACAGUUGAAGAAGAAGAAGAAAGACAUAAAGAAGAAAAAUAUGAAGAUAGAAGAGGUGCAAUCAACAAUCAAGAAUCAGAGAAUUGCAACUCAUACUCACAUUAAAGGCCUUGGUCUUGAGCCCAAUGGGACACCACUACCAUUGGCAGCUGGGUUUGUAGGUCAGGCUGCAGCCAGAGAAGCUGCAGGGCUUGUGGUUGAUAUGAUACGCCAAAAGAAGAUGGCUGGUCGGGCUUUACUGCUAGCUGGUCCGCCUGGCACAGGGAAGACAGCUCUUGCCCUUGGUAUAUCACAAGAACUUGGAAGCAAGGUUCCAUUUUGCCCGAUGGUUGGAUCCGAAGUGUUUUCAUCAGAAGUGAAGAAAACUGAGGUUUUAAUGGAAAAUUUCCGACGAGCUAUUGGUCUCCGUAUCAAGGAAAAUAAGGAAGUUUAUGAAGGAGAGGUGACUGAACUAUCUCCAGAAGAGGGUGAGAGUGUGACAGGUGGAUAUGGUAAAAGCAUUAGUCAUGUUAUAAUUGGGUUAAAAACUGUCAAAGGUACCAAACAGUUGAAGCUUGACUCCACAAUAUAUGAUGCCUUAAUUAAAGAGAAGGUAGCUGUUGGUGAUGUCAUUUACAUUGAAUCGAACAGUGGAGCAGUUAAAAGAGUGGGCAGGAGUGAUGCUUUUGCUACAGAAUUUGAUCUUGAGGCUGAGGAGUAUGUUCCACUUCCUAAAGGAGAGGUUCACAAGAAGAAGGAAAUAGUCCAGGAUGUUACAUUGCAUGAUCUUGAUGCUGCAAAUGCACGGCCACAAGGAGGACAAGAUAUAUUGUCCCUUAUGGGUCAAAUGAUGAAACCUAGAAAAACCGAGAUUACUGACAAGUUGCGGCAAGAGAUAAACAAGGUUGUCAAUCGUUAUGUUGACGAAGGUGUUGCAGAACUUGUUCCUGGUGUCUUAUUUAUUGAUGAGGUUCAUAUGCUUGAUAUGGAAUGCUUUUCAUACUUGAAUCGUGCCUUGGAAUGUUCACUGUCUCCAAUUGUGAUUUUUGCCACUAACAGAGGCAUUUGUACUGUCAGAGGAACAGACAUGACUAGUCCACAUGGCAUUCCACUUGACUUGUUAGAUCGGUUGUUGAUUGUCAGAACGGAAACUUAUGGUCCAGCUGAAAUGAUACAGAUAUUAGCUAUACGUGCUCAGGUGGAGGGACUAGAAAUAGAUGAAGAGAGCCUUGCGUAUUUGGGAGAGAUUGGACAACAAGCUUCUUUAAGGCAUGCUGUUCACCUGCUAUCGCCAGCUAGUGUAGUCGCCAAAAUGAAUGGUCGUGAUAAAAUCUGCAAGGUGGAUCUCGACGAAGUGACUUCAUUGUACCUAGAUGCAAAGUCUUCUGCAAGACUUCUUCAGGAGCAGCAGGAUAGAUACAUCUCAUGAUAAAUUGUGUACUAUGGUAUCAAUUCUCAAGCUUAUUUUUUUAUAGGUGUUCAUACCCAAAUUGCAUUUUGCAAGUCAAUUUGUUUCAUUUAAGAUUUUGCUGUUUCAUGAGAUUGCAAUAUAACUAGGCUUCUGGAAUAGGAGAGGCUCUCUUCUAUAUUUAUAUCUUCCCUCCUAUUGUAUCGUCCUAGUAGAUCGCUCCCGCUUGACUCUACUUGAAUAGAGGAGAGACAUAAGUUCUACAAACGUGUAUGUAAGUUAAGCAUGACAAUUGGUUCCUUGCUUCAAGAUUAGAUUGAAGGCAUUUUGCCAGCAAUGUUUGAACAAGACUCAAGGCAAUAGGCUCACCUUUCGGUUCAUUGCAUGGAAAUGACAAAAAGAGAAAAGGAAGCUUUCAGUGGACACAAGCCCUCAAGACUUUGGGAAGUUUGCCCUAGGGUAGUCCUUCCUUUGGAGUUGCUUUUUUCAUUUUUCAAAGUGGAAUUCCUAGCUCUCAUCUAUGACAUGUGUCAAACUCCACUUUUGUUGUUAUCAAGUGGAAUGAUUCAUUCAACCUCGGUAUUAGUUACCAAGACGUCAGAGUGUCAAAUGUGAAUUCUGAUACUCUUAGCUGUAAAUGCAUGUAUGAUGUAGCAUUCUUGCA
Messenger RNA from Solanum tuberosum (potato), 2104 nucleotides. Its product is annotated as ruvB-like protein 1. Bases 94 to 1461 code for a protein of 455 amino acids. Lineage: Eukaryota; Viridiplantae; Streptophyta; Magnoliopsida; Solanales; Solanaceae. Gene Ontology annotation, molecular function: ATP binding; ATP hydrolysis activity; ATP-dependent activity, acting on DNA. The record is from RefSeq and is a predicted model, not a curated record. The transcript is spliced from 12 exons.